AUGGGCUACAUUCCCCUGACGCUUGCGCUGUCUGCCAUUUGCCUACUCACCGUCUACCUCAUCGGCAAAUAUGGAUCUUACAAACGACAGCGUGCCUCGGUGAGCGUCUCGGUUUUUGUCGCCUGGUACUUCUCGCUGAUCAUCGUCUUCGUGCUGCCAUUGGAUAUUUUUGAGACCCUUUACAACCGAUGUCAAACGCAACGUGUCAUUUUUGAGAAUUCGACGACGACCAAUGUCACCUUGGAAUGCGAAGAGCCGGGCGGUCUUGUCCCGAACGAUGCGCUUCUCUACAUGUGGCGGGUGGUCUACUGGACUGCGCAAAUCUUGUGCUGGCUCGCCCUCCCUUUGAUGCAGAGCUACGUGACAGCCGGCGAGUUUUCAGCUGGAGGCCGUUUGAAGGCGUCUCUAUGGAACAACGCAAUGUACUACCUCGCCUACUUCGUGAUCUUUGUCGUAUUCUUGGUGUACGCGGCGAUGAAGGGACUCUCGUUGAAUCGGGAGAGUCUGAUCAUCAUCGUGGUCUCCGCCUCAAAUACGUGGGGUCUGCUGUUGCUCGUCGUCCUGCUUGGCCACGGGCUCGUCGAUCUGCCGCGACAACUCUGGCAUACUGCAGCCACUGAGUAUCGCUUGAAUAAGACGUUUUUCGACGUCAACAAGCUCUCCGGGGACAAGCACGAGGCCGAGGAUGCGCUGAAGGAGGUCUACAGGGAAGCCAGAGCCGUGUUGAAUCUUGUCAAGAACGAGCACUCCUUACGCGGGAAAGCUCAAACAAUUGUCAGCAGAUUCCCGGAAGAGGUCGUCAAAGAGCUAUUCCCGAACAGAAGUGGUGCUGAUUUUGAGAGCAUGGGAGAAGCGGAUAGGGGCGCCGUUUCCGAUGAGAGAUAUUUGGUUCGGCUUCACAGCAAAGCCAUCGACACUGUCCACAUCUACCAAAGAACGGCGGCACAAUGGAGAUCCACCAUGGACCGGGCUCUCUGGCUAGAAGAGGUUCGAAAAGCCGAGCAAUCCGGCACCUUGCCCUUGGCCCCAAGUUCCGUCCCCGCCGAAGUGAGGCGCUUUUGGUAUGUGCGGGCCCGAAAACCAUGCACUCAGGCGCUCUCGCUGCUGCUGGCCGGGAUGACGUUGCUGAUCCUGGUGUCGGAAUGCACCUUCUUCAUCACGUCGAGAACCCUAUCCCCCGCUGCCCUGAUCAUCCAAGCGGCCGCCGAUGGGUUCCACUACAAAUACACGCAGCUUUUGUCGAUCGGUGUCGUCGGCUACCUGUGCGCGUGCGCGUAUUUUACCAUCUUCCGCUUGCGCAUCUACAGCUACUACCAUCUGGACAACCACGGGAACACCGAUGAGAACAGUCUGCUCUUCUCGGGGAUGCUCCUCUGCCGUCUCACCCCUCCGAUUUGCCUGAACUUCCUCGGGAUGAUCCACCUCGACUCCCAUGUGACACAGCAGAAAAACUUCGGCGUCGAGACGCAAUUCACAAGGCUAAUGGGCCAUCUCGAUCUGCUCCCCGUCGUCGCCAAGGGUAUCAACAUCUACCUGCCGAUGGCCAUCAUCGUCUUUUGCAUCCUCACGUACUAUAGACUUGGCACCCGGCUUCUCCACGCGAUGGGCAUCGACCAGUACGUUGCGGAUGAUCAGUUCUCGAUGGAGCUGGUGACAUCCGGGCGAGCGUUGGUGAAUCUGGAGCGAGGCCGACGGAGCCGGCUUGAGAAUCGCGAGGCGCGGACCUCGGCUUUUGCGCAGCGGGUUAAUGCGGCUGCAGAGCGUGUCCGCACCGGGCUUCAGCGUCAACUAUCCGAAGAACGACGCCCGAUCGUCGCCGACGAGGAGCUGGGCUACAGUGGUGAAGACACGGCAAUAAGAGACCCGUUCGCACGCCAUCCGGACAGCGCCCACUUCUUCGACGACUUG
Molecule: messenger RNA, 1908 nt
Organism: Mesorhabditis spiculigera
Lineage: Eukaryota; Metazoa; Nematoda; Chromadorea; Rhabditida; Rhabditidae
Source: the annotation of a GenBank genome assembly